Messenger RNA from Morus notabilis, 1213 nucleotides. Its product is annotated as probable complex I intermediate-associated protein 30. The transcript is spliced from 8 exons. Gene Ontology annotation, biological process: mitochondrial electron transport, NADH to ubiquinone; mitochondrial respiratory chain complex I assembly. The coding region runs from base 136 to 813 and encodes 225 amino acids. Gene Ontology annotation, cellular component: mitochondrion. Lineage: Eukaryota; Viridiplantae; Streptophyta; Magnoliopsida; Rosales; Moraceae. The record is from RefSeq and is a predicted model, not a curated record.
UGGACGACGCGUGGUGGCGGUGACCGGAGAAGAGAGAAUUGUUCACUACACACUACAAAGGAAUUGGACACUCCAACGCUUCCUCGUGUUGUUCGCAGGUUGUCCGGGACUCUGGAACUUUAAGGGGGAACAGAAAUGUCGAGGUUCCGAGCGCUAUGGCAAGCUUCCUUAAACGCGACAAAGAAAGCUCUGACAUGGAAUGUUGAGGAUCUGGUGCUUCCAACUGAGAGAUAUAUUUUCAAUUUCAACUCAAACGAAGAGCUGAAAAAGUGGCAUUUGUAUUCCGAUUCAGAAUAUGGAGGGUUGUCUUCAGCAUCUUUGGAGAUCACAGAUGCUGGAAAGGGACUAAGUGGAGUUUUCUCUGGCACCCUUUCGCUCGAUAUUGCAGAGGGUUCAAAAUGGAACAUGACUCGGGGUGGCUUCUGUGGAAUGAGGUCAAAGAAGUUUGAUGGCUUCAUUGAUUUGGAACCAUUCGAUACAAUAGCACUGAAGAUAAAAGGAGAUGGAAGAUCUUAUAUAUCUACUAUCUAUACGGAAAAUUGGGUUAAUUCACCCGGCCAACCAGAGGAUAAUUCGUGGCAAGCUUUUGUAUUUGUACCCAAAGACAACUGGUAUAUCACAAAGAUUCCUUUGGCUCAAUAUCUACCAACGUGGAGAGGGAAUGUUAUAGAUGCAAAGCUGGAAAUGAAUCCUUCUCGGGUUCUUGGAAUGUCUUUGUCAGUGAAUGCAGAAGGUGGAGUCCCCGGUGCCAGGUCCGGGCCAGGUGAUUUCAAAAUUGAGAUUGAUUGGAUCAAGGCCUUGAGGACACAAUGACUUGUAGGCUCUAGCCAAUUCUGAAGAGUUGAAACUUGGUUGUAUUAAAACCUUGAUUUUUAUGUCAUAAAUUCUUUGUUGUGUUCCCUUUUUCACCUACCACCAGAUGGAAAAUGUUGAGAUGCUCUGAGCCGUUGAGCGAUUUUGAGAGGGAAACUUAAGGGACAAGCUUUUCGGCAGCUUGAAGAAUACACAUCUAAAAUCAUGUCUGAAGUUUGAAUAUUGGAGAAGAAUAAACCCUUGUGUCAACCUUUUACAUGAGCAACAUAUGCCUCCUCCCACGAAAUAUUUUUUCGAUCUCAUCUUUUGGCAUCAGGACAUCAGAGUUUUGAUUCAUGUUUGUUUUUUUUAGUUAUUGGAAUACCAAAAAUUUAAUCCUAGCUAACACUCAUUACACUUU